CUCGACGCGCUCGACACGCAUCGACAAGGAUUUCGUCCGUUCGGUUAGGAGAUUCUUCCUCUUCCCAGGGGUUGUGAGAGGUCCGGGAUUCUGCACUGGGGGAUACUGGGAGUGUAGUGUAGUGUUCCUGUUGCAGAUUUAGCUAUCUGGAUCUUUGCCUAGUUGUAGGGGCUUUGAUUAGGUGUCUCUGUUUGGAUAAUGUAGUGUUGUGGUGUGUUUGAAGUGGCCAACUCUAGCUGGCCUACAGGCUUCGGGGCUAGGCUCCGUGGAUGGCUCUGGCCAGCACAGCCGAGGGAUUGCUGGUAGCCUUGAGAGUGUAGCUAAAAAUAGCGAUGCUGCACGAAGGAUGGGCGCAACCGUUGCUGGAGGAAGAAGUAGAGAGCAUCAUCGUUAAACAGGAAGGAUGCCAGUAAAACGAAUGAAAAACACAUUAGUGAAAAAUGAAAUCAACAUCAAAUAAAAAAGCCAUUCCCGUUCCAGCUUUGGUUUUCGCUCUGGCUUUGGCCCAGGGAAGCUGUUAGGAGUGGUCGCAAAAAGGGUGAAGAAACAGGAAGCUGCUACCAAUCGUCCAUUAGUCGGUUUUAGAAUCUUUUCCGAAGGGAGGAAGAUUACACACAACUCUCUAGGACAACAACCGCCCUGUUGCUUCUUCGAGCUAAGCAAAGUGAAGGGAGAAGAAGUAGAAGAAGGAAUAUUCCCACGCGGCACUUCUCCUUCUUCGGGUGAAGAAGCGAGCAGCUGCCUUGAGGAGAGAUUAAAGCUGUUUGUCUGCUUUCUGUUGCUCAACUAGUGGGUACUUUAGCGGUGAAAGUGUUGUGCUCUCGGGCUUUUGUAAGUGUGUUUAUGAGUGUUUUUUAAGGCCCGACUAAUGAAGCAGUAAAACCACCUGUCGAUCCCAAUUAGCGCGGUAAUUUCGCGAACGACUCAACGAUUCCCUGGUUGCGUGUGUAUUGUGAGAUUUUCCUGGAUCUGGAGCGCUCGUGGGGCAAAAUAUCUCUGCUCUCGUAAAAAACUUGCCAUCGGAGGCCGUUUGUGGAUCACUGCUGCUAGUCACAUGUAGACAUCAACAGAACGUCGAGAGCCAACUAACAAACAUCAAUUAAUUUUUAAAACCAUCUAAACCUGCCGAGGGGGCUGAAACAUAACUUACUAACUAACCACACAUGAUUCGUCGAUUGCGGACAAUUGCGUUCAUUGUCCGAGUCCGAGUCCGAAUCUUUGAGAAAACAUUGUGAUUGUGUGAUGUGAAAAAGUGGGUGCUUUUUCUUCUGCUGAAUGGCUGUUGCUCAAUUCAGUAACGAAAAGUUUACGAAUUCAUCACCUGAUUAAAUAGAAGGUUGUUAUUUCCGUUUGCAUUUUGUUUUUGGGCUGGGCUGAGCCGAGAUCACGUAUUUCAUCCGAACUCGAAACGUGAGAAAUGAAUGGGACGACAAGGUUUUGUAUUUCACGUGGCUCUUCAGCGUUGGGUUUCGGGUUUUUCCUUCUGGAUUCGUCGUCGUUUGGUUUGGUAUUGACGAACCUCUCGCCCGAAAUGUCAUAGAGUGAUACGCAAGGUAAUCUUUAUUGGAAAAGGUUCAGACGCAACGAGAAACCUGAAACCUCGUCUUAUACACACACACACACCGAAAGAAGGAUACUCGAGAGAGAUGCCAGCCGCAGUUUAAGGUGUAAAAAGUUGUGCUAAGAGUGGGUGUGCUAACAUCAAAGGUUCGGAAAGAUUCAUGAUUUUCGCAUGAGCACAUCAGGUACCGAGUGAAGUAAAUAUGUCAAAUACGACACAUAAGUGGAUGUAUUUCAUCGUGUUCUGAGGAAAAUUCAUCGCAUGGAAUGCUCCAGAAAGUGAUUGCUAAGCGGAAGGCAGCCAAGUUGAAAUUUACCAAUUAAUUUACAAAGUGAAGUGUGUAUGAGUGGGUUGCGAAAAUACCUGAUGCACAUAUGAGCUAGCUAGAGAUAAGUGUGAAGCUUAUGCGAGUGUCUAAAGUACAAUGAAUAACAAUCAAAUAUAAAUAAAAUCCUGUUCAGAGAUAUAACAUAGUUUGAUGAGUUAAAUUCGAAAAUAACUUAUAAACGAGCCAAAAAGAGUUGAACAAAUUGAAUUAAAGUUUCGAAUAUCGUCUGAAUAGUUUGAAAACCAGCCUUUCAAUGCUCAGCCCAAAAAUGCAGCGUGCCGUUCGCGUCAACGAGCAUCAGCUGACCAUGCUGUCCGAUCGGGCACAGUAUGAUCACUCGAUGCAUGGCUACUUGCACAAACGAGCAGCGGACAACAACAAAUGGCAAAUGCGUUGGUUUGUUCUGUACCAGAACCUGCUAUUCUACUACGAAUCGGAACAAUCCAGCCGCCCUUCCGGGUUGAUCUUCCUGGAAGGGUGCUACUGCGAACGGCUCGUUUCAGCCCCCUCGUUAUCCGGUCCGCCGAUUGGCAGUGGCAGCGGACAGGGAGCCAAGGCGAUCAAGGAGGAGAAACUGCAGCACUGCUUCACCAUCUGCUAUCGAAGGGAAAACCAACGCCAGUACGAACUGCGAGCGUCGACGGAAUCCGAAUGUUCAGCGUGGAUCAUCGCGAUUCGAGAGGCGAGCUUCAACAAGCUGUUGCUCCAGAAAGAAGAGCUGGAACAGAAACACGUCCAUCUGCUGCAGGUUGUCGAAAGCGAGAAGACGGCCAAAUGGCAGUACACGCAACAGUGCGAUGAGCUUGCGUCCGAAAUCCGGAAACUGAGAGCUGAGAUUUGCAUGCUCCGUAAGGAAACCCGGUCCAGCUAUUCGGCCACUCCGGUUGGGCGGGGAAGUUUCAGCGUUCCGGGAGGAGAUCCGGGCCAGGACGAGCACUCAUCCCUGCCCGGCCUUUGCGCCUCGGUGCACGAUUCCAUCGAACUGCGAAAGAUCAAGAAGGUGCAGAGCUUCUUCCGAGGCUGGCUGUGCCGUCGAAGGUGGAAGCAAAUCGUCGAGGAGUACAUCCGGUCUCCGCACGCCGAAUCGAUGCGGAAACGGAACCACCUGGUGUUCAGCAUGGUCGAGGCCGAGGAGGAAUACCUGGAACAGCUGGAGGUUCUAGUAGCAUGCUUCCUGCGUCCGUUCAAGAUGGCCGCCAGCUCCAAACGGCCGCCCUGCUCCCACGAGGACGUCAACUCGAUAUUUCUCAACUCGGAAACGGUCCUGUUUCUGCACCAGAUCUUCCUCAAGGGUCUCACCUCCCGGCUCGAGUCCUGGCCAACGUUAGUGCUUGUUCUAGGUGAUCUGUUCGACAUGCUGCUGCCCAUGCUGAGCAUCUACCAGGAGUAUGUCCGAAAUCAUCACUACAGCCUGCAGGUGCUGACCGAGUGCAAAAGCAAUCCGAACUUUGCGACGGUCCUGAAGCGGCUGGAAGCAAAACCGACCUGUCAGGGCCGAAGCAUCGAGACGUUCCUGACCUACCCGAUGCAUCAGAUUCCCCGGUAUAUCAUCACCCUGCACGAGCUGUUGGCCCACACUCCUCACGACCACGUGGAGCGGAAGAGUCUGCAAAAUGCGCGCCAACAGCUGGAGGACCUUUCGCGCCAAAUGCACGACGAAGUUUCGGAGACGGAAAAUCUUCGGAAAAAUCUUGCCGUAGAGCGCAUGAUCGUCGAGGGGUGCGACAUUCUACUGGACGUCAAUCAGGUCUUCGUGCGACAGGGAAGUUUGGUGCAAGUUCCACCCGGACGAGGACGAAUCCGAAGCCGGCUGGCUUCGUUCAAAAGCGAACGCGAUGCGGUGCGACAGUGCUUCCUCUUCUCGAACCACAUGAUUAUAGCAACAAGGACCUCCGGAGGACGUCUCCACCUGCUACCAGACGUGGGCAAAAUUCCGCUGGCGGAUGCCACUCUGGUGGAGGAUCCUAGCGAAGUACAGCACGAAGAUGAAGACGCUUCCGUAUGCUCGGCAUCGACUCGAGGAAGCACCCUGAGCGUGACGGAAUCCGUGAAUGCUGGCAACCGGGACUUUAAAAUAUUUGUCGAGACAAAAUCCGGCGCUCGGCACAGCAUCCAUUUGGUAGCCCCGACGAUACAGGAUAAGGAAGCCUGGAUCAGUGACAUAUCGCAAUGUUUGGACAACAUUCACAUGCACUCGUUGCUUUCGCCCGGCAUCGGUGGAUCGUCCGGAGGAUCAAUCUUUGCAGGCCAUCAAGCAUUACGGGCCGAUCCACGGCUGUUCAAAGACGACGUAGACAUUCGGUUCUCGCGAACGCUCAACUCCUGCAAGCUACCUCAGGUGCGUUACGCCACCCCGGAAAGAUUGCUGCAGCGCCUGACCGAUCUGCGGUUCCUAUCGAUUGAUUUUCUAAAUACGUUCCUGCUUACCUAUCGAGUUUUUACCGACGGUGAAACUGUGCUCAAUGCGCUCAAAACGGUGUUCUACGAUCCUCCGGUUGAACCGCCAUGCGAUUGUGACCAUCAGACGGACUUCCUGGAGCUGCCGUAUCAGGAUGGGCGAGCUUCGCCUCGAAGAACGUCGGGAGCCAGCUCCGUAUCUGGGUAUUGUUCCGAGGGUGCCGACCGAGACCGUUCGAUGAGCGGUGAUUCAGUAGGUCUACGCUUCCGCGGUUCUCGCCGAGGCUACGGAAGCCAUCAAAGUUCGGAACAGGAAACCCUUUCCUGGAUUCCGGAACAGGUGGGCCCGGUCAUAAUACAUGGCACUCAUCAUCACGAGGAACCAAGCGAAAAGCAGCAAACCUCCCCAUCCAAAACCGAAACAAGUGGCCAUGUACAGAGUAAAUCGCAGCAUCAAAUUCACCAACAACAGCCCCAGGACGACUCCUAUCUGGUGAUUCCGAAACCAAUGGUUGGUUCCAGCAGCAGCGACACCCUAAUCGAGACAUCCAUGAGUGGACCAUCGUCACCGUCGAAUUUGAGCAGCGUGACAUUGGUCGGUUCGACCGGGUCCGGUGGCCAGGACAAAUCCGAAGAUCAAACACCAACCGAAGGAACGUUCAAGUAUGGCAAAGCCCCAACCGGACCACUGCCAGAACGUGUUAAUCCGAAGCAACGGAAAGACUCCACUCCGACUAUCUGCACAACGGAUACUUCCAACAUGCCACAGCAGCAUCAAGAUAUCAAGCAAAAGCAACAACAACAGCAGCAGCAUCAGCAGAUUAAAAUACCUCAAACGCCACCAACCGUAACCACUACUCCGUGCCACAGUCCAACACCAGCCCAAGUCCAUCAGCCGCCUCUUUCACCCGGACUUCAACAACAGCAGCAACAUCAUCAGCAACAUCAACAGCAAAGCCCGAAGGAGCAGCUUCCGGUAUGCCAGAAUGGGCAUGAAGGGCCGAAAAUAAUAACUCAGUCUUAUCUGGGCGGUGGCACCACAACCACAUCCACGACAACGGUCACGAUAACGACAACGACGACCACAACGCCUGCCAAAACUAUCUCGCCGCCACAUCUUCUUCCGAUGGACCGGCGGCCGAGCGUUGGGCACACGAUUGCCAUCCCGCAUGCCGCCCUCUGCCAGCAUCGGCACAGCCUGCAGCUCAACGGGGACGGGAGCUUCUACGGAAAGGGUAGUGAAAGGCAACAACCUUUGAUCAGCAGCCCCCGUCUGACCGCCCGGAAAUUCUCUGCCCCCAAGACGCCGGAACGGCAGCGGAAGAGUUUCUUCGGAACGCCGCAACGAGAACGUGACACUUCCAGCACCAGACGAUUUUCCGAAAGCGACGACGACAUGACCAAUUCGAUCUUCACGACGCCCCGCGGUUCGCUCGGUGGCGUCUCGCUCAAUACGUUAUCCUCCCGGGCGUCGAUGCAGCAUGACCACGUGCCCCACUGCUCCAGCAAGGUUGGGGUCGUCAUCACUUCCUCCCGGCAGUCCCAGCGCAGGAGUAGCACAUCGACGGCAGCCGCGGCAUUCGCGAUCGCUACCUCGGCUUCCAGCAAUCCAAGGGACGAGCCCCCCGAAGUGGAAGCCAGGAACCGAAAGGAAUCCGUGGUCAGUUCGCCGGCCACGAUGCGGGUCCUCAAUGUGCUGCGGCACUGGGUCUCGAAGCACUUCCAGGACUUCGAGCAGGAUGCAGCUCUGCGCUCCCAGACGAUAACCUUCCUGGACGACAUCACCUGCAGUCCGAAUCUAUUGCCCACCGAGCAUCGAGCUGCAUCCCAACUGCUGAGGCUGCUCUGCCGGGACGACAUCGACAGCGGGAAACAGAGGCUGGAAAUGCUGCUGACGCCCCCGCAGACUCCGAGCAAGGAAAGCAUCGAAACGUUGUCGGCUUUGGAAAUCGCCGAACAGAUGACAUACCUGGAUCAUCAGAUCUUUCUGGCCAUCCGAAGCGAGGAGUUUCUCGGUCAGGCGUGGAUGAAAUCUGACAAGAAGUCACGUGCAGAACAUAUCAUUCUUAUGACGAAGCGCUUCAACGACGGCUCUCGGUUGGUUUGCUCCGAGAUUGUGUCCAGAUCCAACAUGGCGGCCCGGGUCGCUGCCAUUGAGAAAUGGACGGCCGUGGCCGACAUUUGUCGCUGCCUUCACAACUUCAACGGAGUGCUGCAGAUUUGCGCUGCCUUCACCAAUGCUGCCGUCUACCGGCUGAAGAAAACCUGGGACAAAGUACCGAAAACAAUCAAAACGACAAUCACCAAGCUGCAGGCGGUGGUGUGUUCCGAUGGCCGGUUCCGGGCCAUGCGUGAGGCGCUGCACCGUUGCGAUCCGCCCUGCAUCCCCUACCUGGGCAUGUAUCUGACGGAUCUUUCCUUCAUCGAGGAGGGCACCCCGGACUUCACUCCGGAUCGGUUGCUCAAUUUUUCCAAAAUGCGAAUGAUCGCCCACGUGAUCCGGGAGAUCCGCCACUUCCAGCAGACGCCGUACAAGAUCGAUCACAUCCCGAAAGUUACCUCAUACCUGCUGGACACCUCGUUGCUGCUGGACGACGACGAGCUGUACUGCAAAUCGCUGCAAAUCGAGCCGCGCAGCUCCCGCCUGAGUGCCCCGAAUACGGCCAAUGUCUAAGUCAAGGCAGCCGCCCUAUGUAUGUAGUUACAAUCAACACAAACUUCUUUCGUCGACAAUCGUGAGUGAAUCCUAUUUUAACGUGUAACAGUGAGAAAAAUUUUACAACCUACCAUUUAAAAAAAAAUCCGUGAAAAAAAUUAGCUCGGAAAAUUGAUGAUUGCAAUUUUCCUACCGACGCACGGUAUGUGUGCUGUGAAUAAUCUGUAGUUUGUGAUGAACAAUCGUUACGUUAGAGCUGAACCGUGAGCGUGUUGAUAUGCUGGAGACUUCACUGAAUUUUAAAGAUCAAACCAAUUAAAACUUAUCCUGUUUCGGAGUACAACUUUAUCUGCAUCAACCGGAAAAAUCGCGCGAACUUUGUCCAUCGGAGGUGGAAAAAAUCCACCCUCAAUCUAACGAAGACCCCAGGUUUGAGUUGAAACAAAAAAAAAAAAAAAGAACCGAUGAUUCUGCUGUUUUUCCACCCUUGGAUCCAUUACCAACUUUUGAGCUGCAAUAAAUCAAUGCUUGCAUCAAAGUUUGCACUCCGGGCCGGCCGGGUUGAAAGUUCAUCGAGUUUACUAAACUGAUGAAAUUUAUGAAAGUGAAACUCUCAUUGAGGAAUAGCUGGGUUUCAGACGCGAUCGAAGAUGUGCGGUGCAGAUAAAUAAGCUUCUGGAUCAAUCAAAAACGCCUUACCAAAAUGAGGUUGUUAAGGCAUACACAAUUUACCACCAUGUUCCUUCAAGCUUGGAAAUGAAGACACUGCUUCAGGUAUCAUCGAUCGAAGGAUAUUCUUGAAUUGUAGGAAAGUCACCGAUAGUGUAAAUUUACCGGUCGAGAAAAACCAUGAUGAAUGGAUCCGGACAGUAAGAUUUGGCUGUCAUCAAUCAACAGUAAGAUAAAUCAACGUAAUUUUGCGCAUAUCCUGCAUCACAUUUGCAAAAAAAAAUACAAUCAACAAACAUGAAUCAAAUUCUCACAGUUCCCCAACAGUUUGCAGGAACAGUAAAUUACAUAAUUAUAACAAAUAAAACCACAACCAAUCUCCUCCCUUUUGCCUUUCGAUCGUUGAAAAUUCAGAAUAUGAGCCAUUUUUAUCUUAUCCAAUAUAAAGUAAGAAAUUAGUAGCGAUCUUCCUAGGGAUGUUCGAAAUCUUCCACUGCAAGUGUUGAAUGAAACCAAAAAAACCGAAGAAAAACUAUAUUUAGCUAGUAGAUUAGAAUGGUCAAUGUUAUGCUGGUCAUAACCACCCUUUUAUGCUAUGAAAGUUAAACUUAUGAAAAAAAUUGGUAGUUUGUAGAUAACAGAUGGGUAAAAAUAUCAUCUCAAAAAUAAACAUUCGCCACAUUGACUGGAUGACAAGAAGCCAAUAUUUAAAAAAAAUCACUGUAUCAAGCAGUUUACCUUUUAAACAGAUCUUAACAUAUCUAACGUUCGAGCGUCACCGAGCUCAGAGAGAUUCGCUAGAUUUUCUCGUGAGCGAUAAACUGACAACCGAUGACUCAAAAUCGAUAAAAUUAGGAAACCUUAUGCUAACCACCAAAACAAAGCCCGGAGGAAACAUAUUGGAGUGUAACACAACAUUUGGAUACAGUCAGGUUAAUAUUUGUGAAAGGUUUCGGUACAGAUCGUUGGGAAGGAAAACAAAAUGAGUGAAGCAACGUGAAUGCGGAGUAUAGAAUCUUAGAUUAUUAUCACUCGGAAUGUACUUUUUUGUUUUGAAUGAAACUAUUAUGAAAAAUCUCUGACAAGGGUAGCCCAUGGUUUCGAAUGCCGCUUAGUCUGAGGCAUUCGCUGAACAAAUCGCUUUUUUUACAACGCUCUUC
Molecule: messenger RNA, 8771 nt
Organism: Uranotaenia lowii
Lineage: Eukaryota; Metazoa; Arthropoda; Insecta; Diptera; Culicidae
Product: ras-specific guanine nucleotide-releasing factor 2-like
Exons: 24
Coding region: 2143-6960 (1605 amino acids)
Biological process (GO): positive regulation of GTPase activity; Ras protein signal transduction
Cellular component (GO): plasma membrane
Molecular function (GO): protein binding; guanyl-nucleotide exchange factor activity
Source: RefSeq, a predicted model, not a curated record